AGGCGGUGGCCUGGAAGCCCGGAGCCUCAGCGCUCGCCCCUGCUCUGCCUAAGUGUCUAGAGAGCUGAGUGGGUUGCCUCGGAUCGGCCAGGCCUGGAUAUCAGCGAACAGAUGCGGAUUUCCACCAGGGGGCGCUAGGACGCCACGACCUUUCACUAUGUGCACCAGGGGGCGCUGCCGCCCGCCUUGGCCAUCCCGGGCUGGGAAGUCCGACCCUUCGAUUAAGCCCCGCCUGAUUGGGAAAGGCUCUGAGAAACUAUUUGCAUGAUCUUGAAAGAGCUGUGCUGAAUGGUUGAGGUAGGUAAGCCGAAUGUGAAACAGGCUCUCUCAUUGGCCUAAAUUCCCCCCCUCGAUCUGCGUCGCCAUCCCGGCCCUGCUGGACCCCGGGGUCAGUAGGAAGCCGCGGGGUGGUGGCGAGAGAGGACCCAGGUGUCCUGGCAGUGGGCGCCGCGGGGCACACGCUGGGCCAAGGUGCAGGCGGCCAGGGUGGGAGACUGUUCGCCCCGCCCUGAGUACUCCUAUCUUGUUUCUCCACCUGUUCGGGAGUUGGAGAUGUGCACCUAAAGGAGGCGCAUCUGGGGACGGACACAUCUGGCACUGAGGCCCUCGCCACCUGCCUCGCCACCUGGCGACCCUGACCCCACCACACUGCCUUGAGAGUCGCUCAAAAGUAGGGCCCCAGGGCUCGCAGCAGCAUGGGCACCGAGAAAGAAAGCCCAGAGCCCGACUGCCAGAAACAGUUCCAGGCUGCAGUGAGCGUCAUCCAGAACCUGCCCAAGAACGGUUCUUACCGCCCCUCCUAUGAAGAGAUGCUGCGAUUCUACAGUUACUACAAGCAGGCCACCAUGGGGCCCUGCCUGGUCCCCCGGCCCGGGUUCUGGGACCCCAUUGGACGAUAUAAGUGGUGAGCUCCCUGCUGGCUGGGCAGACAAGCCUCAGCUGUCAAGCAGCCCUCUCACAGCCCUCUGCCCCCAGGGACGCCUGGAACAGUCUGGGCAAGAUGAGCAGGGAGGAGGCCAUGUCUGCCUACAUCACUGAAAUGAAACUGGUGGCACAGAAGGUGAUCGACACAGUGCCCCUGGGUGAGGUGGCAGAGGACAUGUUUGGUUACUUCGAGCCCCUGUACCAGGUGAUCCCUGACAUGCCGAGGCCCCCAGAGACCUUCCUGAGAAGGGUCACAGGUUGGAAAGAGCAGGUUGUGAAUGGAGAUGUUGGGGCUGUUUCAGAGCCUCCCUGCCUCCCCAAGGAACCGGCACCCCCAAGCCCAGCUUCCCUCUGGGCAGUAACUCUACCAACCCCUCCACAGAGUCCCAUUCACCCAGGGACCUGGACUCCGAGGUUUUCUGUGAUUCCCUGGAGCAGCUGGAGCCUGAGCUGGUUUGGACAGAGCAGCGGGCAGCAUCUGGAGGAAAGCGUGAUCCCAGGAACAGCCCCGUGCCCCCCACAAAGAAAGAGGGGUUGCGGGGCAGCCCGCCGGGGCCCCAGGAGUUGGACGUGUGGCUGCUGGGGACAGUUCGAGCACUACAGGAGAGCAUGCAGGAGGUGCAGGCGAGGGUGCAGAGCCUGGAGAGCAUGCCCCGGCCCCCUGAGCAGAUGCAGUCUCACUCUGUCGGUCAGACUGGAGUGAAGUGGCGUGAACUCAGCUCACUGCAACCUCCGCCUCCCCGGGUUCAAGCAAUUCUCUGCCUCAGCCUCCCGAGUAGCUGGGAUUACAGGCGCCCACCACCAUGCCCGGCUAAUUUUUUUUGUAUUUUUAGUAGAGACGGGGUUUCACCAUCUUGGCCACGCUGGUCUUGAACUCCUGACCUCGUGACCACCUGCCUCGGCCUCCCAAAGUGCUGGGAUGACAGGCGUGAGCCAUCCCACCCGGUCUGCCACAGUCAUUCUUUUUUAUGCUCAGACAGUCACAACUUUGGCCAUUCAAGACCCUUUCAUACCGGAUCUUAUGUUCUUAUAACACGACCUGAUGAAUCUUUAAAAGCGACCUUGCUUUCCUGGUACAAGGCGCCCCACAUUCACUCCCACCUUCCCUGCCCCAGGCCUGGAACCAGCCACUUCUCCAAGGAGCCUUGGCUCCUUUUUAGUGGAGAAUGAUACUUGGAAACUAAAAUCUAGGUACCCAGGGUCCUCAUUUGACAUAUGUGGCACAUCCUUAACAACACAGGUCUUCAGGUCAUACCAAGGGUCAUUGCUUUGUGGCCCAGAGAAGAUGGCAUGGAAGCCGCUCCCUCUACCCGCAGCCCCGCCAGCCUCUCUUGAUACUGGGAUUGCCCUGGGGAGGAAGAUGUGGGAGGGAGUUGGCAUUCAACCUGUCAGGACCACCUGGGGGCCACUUCCUUUCUAGUGGUGCAGACUUAGGGGCAGGGUCUUUCCAAUCUUCCACUGAAUUGGAAGCAGGUUCCUAGGGAGGCUGUGCUGAGGCCUGGACUGGCCUCUGACUCCCUCCCUCUUGGCUGCAGAGGCCGCAGCCCAGGCCCAGUGCUCGGCCAUGGCCCCUUGGGCUCCCGGGGCCCGCGCUGCUCUUCUUCCUCCUGUGGCCCUUCGUCGUCCAGUGGCUCUUCCGAAUGUUUCGGACCCAAAAGAGGUGACUGUCAGUGGAGGGGUCUCUGCAGCCAACUGAGACUAUCUUGCUGUGCCCUGAGCCUUCCUAGGGUUUAGAAGAACAGCAUUCAAAAUUCCCCGUCCUGUCAGUGUUUGCCUUCGCACCUCCUCCCCUAAAGCAGCGCGGGGGGCAAAUAAGACCCCACCCCUCCCUGCAGCUUCACAGGGACGCUUCCUUCCCUCCCCGCAACCACCCCAGGCUCCCCUGGGAGGCUGCAGUUGUGGUACACGUCCCCGGUGCUGGGUUGGCCGUGACUCGGGGGCGGGGCGAUCGGGUCUCAGCCCCUGCCUUCCCCAGUCUCUGGGUCACCCGAAUUUUCCCACCCCUGCUUCUCCCCGAGGAGGUUGAGCUCUUGAGCAAGUUGGGACUUGGGCCGGGGCCUGGAAGAAUGAUUGGCUGGGAGGCCGCGGGAGGGAGGCCAGGAGGCCCGGACCAGUUGGGAGGAGUGAGCAGGCCCCGGGGGAGGGGGAUGAGCGCAGUUUGCUCGCUUUCCUCCCCUGCCGGCCCCCUCCGCCCCCACACACACUCGGGACGUCUUCAUUGAAGAUUCACUUACAAAGGAAUGUUUCACUAAAUAAAAGAAAACCAGAA
Messenger RNA from Homo sapiens (human), 3193 nucleotides. It is a transcript of the gene ACBD4, whose product is annotated as acyl-CoA binding domain containing 4. Lineage: Eukaryota; Metazoa; Chordata; Mammalia; Primates; Hominidae. The coding region runs from base 1001 to 1627 and encodes 208 amino acids. The transcript is spliced from 10 exons. Gene Ontology annotation, molecular function: fatty-acyl-CoA binding. The record is from RefSeq and is marked reviewed.